AUGUGGUGGAUUGUUCAUGGAAGGAAGAACAAGAGGAACUUACACCGCGAUUUUGAGAAUAAGAGUAUAUGUGACUUGGGGAAAGACUUGGAGGAUAUACUAAAGGGGAGACUAGAGACUAUAGAGGAGGAACCUGAAGCGGAAGAGCGAGAGUGGUUAGGAGAAUCUCAUAAGCCAAUGUUGGUUAAGGCUAAGAUGAAAGUGGAGAAGGGAAAAGCAAUAGUAAAGGCAAAAGUGAAGAGUGGUAAAGUGUUUUACAUGUUGUGUGUUAUUGGUUUAGCCUCUAAACGUGGUUUUAAUGAUCUUGUUCUUCACUAA
Molecule: messenger RNA, 318 nt
Organism: Brassica rapa (field mustard)
Lineage: Eukaryota; Viridiplantae; Streptophyta; Magnoliopsida; Brassicales; Brassicaceae
Source: RefSeq, a predicted model, not a curated record